Messenger RNA from Drosophila bipectinata, 1126 nucleotides. RefSeq names its product zinc finger BED domain-containing protein 4. Gene Ontology annotation, molecular function: DNA binding. The record is from RefSeq and is a predicted model, not a curated record. Lineage: Eukaryota; Metazoa; Arthropoda; Insecta; Diptera; Drosophilidae.
GAUAACUCCCUCACCGAGCUUGCCGAAUCCAUCGGUUCUACAAGCUCUGAUCCGUUCAUGCAACUAUGGUUGGGAAAAACGUCAAGGCUCUCGCCCACUUCCACCGCCUAUCCGAAUACAUUGUACAGUGCAAACACUGCGACAAAACACUCUCCUCCAAGCAUACCUCGUCCAAUCUGACGCGCCAUCUCAUCCGGAACCACAAGCUGCUGGCCCGGACCGUAUUCGCCGGCGAGGAGGGAAAAAUGCUCGCCGAGCUGAAGGACGAGCUUGAGGCAUCGGCGUCCGAGGAUCUGAACAUGACCAUGAACGAAGGCGAAGCCGAGGCUAAAACAGCAGUUCGCACAAUAAUCGGAGUUAAGCAGGAUCUGGAGCGGCACAGCCAGGAGUCGGAAAUGCGAAACAAGGUGAUUGGCAAGAACAACAAGUUGUGGGCCCAUUUUAUUCGCAUCUCCGAGUUUAUGGCCAAGUGCAUGCACUGUGGCAAGACGCUCUCCUCAAAGCACUCGUCCUCCAAUCUAAUGCGCCACAUCGUCCGACGUCAUAACAACCUGGCGAAGACCUUGAAUCAUUCGCAUCAUCAUCUGAUGUCCCCCAAAAAGGAUGUUGUCAGCAUAGAACGCCGGCAGCUGUCGGCGGCGGAUCCUCUCGAGAAAGUCAACUUCGACGAUGUGGACAGUAUAAUCGAGAAGGUGGCCGACCACCUAGAUGAUGAGGUUACUUCGAUUUCGCUACAGGAACCUUUUUACGAGUACGUUGUGGACAACUCGGAUGUGGUACUUGAAAGAAGCGAUGAUCAUGACCAAACGGACGUCCAAAGUAUUCUUCCACCGGAUAACGUUUCCAUCUCCGAGUCGACCACCCAACUGGACGAGAAGCUCAAGGCGGAGACGAUAUACUACAAUGAAAUGGCGGAACUUGCCAGGGCCAAGAGACGACUCAUCGAUCUGCAGACCAAGAAACUACUUCUGGACAUGAACGCGGAGCAUAAUUAAAGGAUGCUGCCUUUAAUGUAUAAUUGUGUUAUAGAUAAAAAUGAUCGGGCAAUAUAUUAAUGUAGUCAUAAGAAAUUAUACUUUUAACAAUUCAAAUAAAUUUACUAUGCAGAAAUCUGUACAAUUUGUAA